Molecule: messenger RNA, 3656 nt
Organism: Diorhabda sublineata
Lineage: Eukaryota; Metazoa; Arthropoda; Insecta; Coleoptera; Chrysomelidae
Product: WSCD family member CG9164
Exons: 5
Coding region: 228-1133 (301 amino acids)
Molecular function (GO): sulfotransferase activity
Source: RefSeq, a predicted model, not a curated record
AGUAAAACACAUUUCGUCUCACAUGAAAGAUGUAAAAUCUAAUAAUUUCGAUAUGUGAAGAAAAUGUUUAAGUGUGGAUAGAUUUUAAAAUGGGAUUGAUUUCUAGGACAUGAAAUAUGGAGGACAAAAAUAUUACUCAAAGAGAUAUAAACUAUGAAGAAAUUCGCCGUUUUUUGCUCACUUAAUGAUCUUCCCAAUGAUGUGAAUACCUAGAAAGGCAUUACCAGAUGCUUUUGAAAAAAAUAAGAUUUUGGAUAGUGAUUUUAAUGCUCAUUUGUUAUAUAAUUGGAAUAUUAAUUUUGACUGCAAUAUCGUUACAAGAUUCCAAUAGUUUUAAGAUUAACUCAAAUUUAAAUAAUAGAUAUUUAUCCAAAUCAAAGAGCUUCGAAUAUGGUCUUCCAGGAUUCAGACCGUAUUUGAGACGGUCUAAAAUCAAUUGGUGUUCAGAACUGAAAUAUCGUAAUCCUUAUGGCCCAUCUAUUGCUCUAGCUUCGUUUCCUGGAAGUGGUAAUACAUGGCUAAGAUAUUUAUUACAACAAUCUACAGGUUACUUUACUGGAUCGGUCUACAAAGAUUAUGGACUUCUAAAGAAUGGAUUUCCAGCUGAGAGUGUUUUCAACGGCUCAGUAUUAGUAGUGAAAACGCAUGAAUGGGGAGCACCAAAUAGAAAAAUGUUCUCUAAAGCGAUUCUGCUUGUUAGAACUCCCUCUGCUGCCAUUCAAGCUGAGUUUAAUCGUCAAAAUGGUGGUCAUAUAGGAUUUGCUGCACCAGAUAAGUACAAGAGAUUGAAAGGGAAAUAUUGGCAAGAUUUCGUUUUGAGGAAACUGAAGCAAUGGCACGACAUGAACCUGGAUUGGUUAUAUAACUUUACAGGGCCUACACAUGUUAUUUUCUACGAGCAACUGGUAAACGACUUGGAAAAUACGUUAAAAACCAUUUUACAAUUUAUAGAUAUACCAUUUAAUCAGAAACUAUUCAAUUGUGCCAUCGAGAGGAAAGAAGGAAUAUACAGAAGGAAAAAAAGGGUGUUAAACUUUGACCCAUUUAAUGAUAAGUUGAAAUCAGUUAUUAAAGAAAUUGAGAAAAAAGUUUUUGAUGCUAUUUACAAUGUUGCUGCUCCGGCGGAAAUGUAGACAAAUAAUAAUAUAUUGAAGAUAAUAAUUAAUUUUUUAUAUUUAUCGAUUAAAUAAAACGACGAUGUAAUGUUUCUAUGUAAAUGUAUUUUUUUUAAAAUGAAAGAACAUUUAAUUAGAGCCAAGACAAAUUUUUUUAUAAACCGUUGAACUGAAUAGAUUCUUUGAAUAAUGUAUACGGGGUAUGGCUUUAAAUAAGUUGACCUACAGUGCUAUAGAAGAAGUUUGCAUACGUUAGUCGUGAUACCUACAUUUACUUGUUGCGCAGAUUAAACGUUUUAAAGAUGGCCAGAUGGCUGAGAUGACAUACUAGAUGUUUCCCGACCAAGUCAUCAUUUCACAUCGAAAGCAUGAUUGCUUUUUUUCAAAAUUCAACGUAUUAUGUUUUUCGAAGGUCGAACUAUUACGUGGAUGGUCCCAGAAGUACCUGGCCUAACCUAAAGAUGGCAGUAGUUACUUGAAAAUACCACUGCAUUAGAAAGUACACAAUGUAUACAGUAUAUGUUUCAAAUUUCAAGACGCCACGUUGUUUAGUAUUUAUUUAGCAGCCAUCAAUAGUGAACGUUUUCAGUGAAUUUGUAAACAUGGCAAAAAUUGGUCAUCGUUAUUUGAUACAAUACUUUUAUUUGAAAGGCUGUAGCCCAACCAAUAUAAAAACUGAACUAGAUUCUACUCUGGGUGAGACUGAUCCUAGCAGAGUUUCGGCGAGGCCGUACGACCUGCGAUAAUUAGCAUCGCAGUGAUCGAUCCAAUGAGGUAACGACUCCAGAAAUGUUGAAGAAAAUCCAUAAAGAGGUACUGGAUGAUCGUUGACUGUGAGCUAGCAGACAUAGUAGGCAAUUCAAGGCACAUCGCAUAUUAACUGAAAAUUUGGACAUGAGAAAGCCAUGCGCAAGAUGAGUGCCGCGUUUGCUUACAAUGGAACAAAAACAGAAUCGUGAAGAUGUUUCCACUGAGUGUUUGGUAAUGUUUCACAGAAACAAAGUAAGAAUUUUUGCGCCGAUUCUUAACCAUGCAUGGAGCGUGGAUAAAUCACUUUGCCCGAAACAGAAGAAUAAUAUAACAAUGGACUCAGAAAACCUGCUCCAAAGAAAGUAAAAAUCGUUCCAUCUACAAGCGAGGUGAUGGCGUUGGUUUUUUGGGAUGCGCGCGGAAUAAUUUUCAUUGACUAUCUUCAAAAUGGAAAAACUAUCAGCGACGAGUAUUAUGCGAACUUAUUGCAGCAUUUGAGCGAAUAAAUCAAGCAAAAACCGCCGUAUUUGGCUAAAGAAAAAGUGAUGUUCCAUCAAGACAAUGCACCAGCUCCCACAUCCGUUAUGGCAAUGGCCAAACUUGAUGAAUUAAACUUUGAAUUGCUACCUUCGGAUCAUUUUGGUCGAAUAUUUUCCAACAUUGAAGAGGUGAGUCAGUUAAUGGUUAUUUUGAGAAGCUUGACGAUUCUUAUUAUAAAAAGGGUAUCGAACAUAUUGAACAUCGCUGGGAAAAGUGUAUGGAGCUAAUAGGAGAUUAGGUUGAAAAAUUAAUAUAUUUUUAUCCAAAAUUUAUGUGCUUUCUGUGUUGGACCAAGUACUUCUGAAACCAUUCUCAUAAUCACCAUUAUUUCCUUCGAGAUUUUUGGAAAGAAUGAGAAAAGCAACCAUAAAAGUGGAAGCACAAGUUAUGGGUUCAACAUUAGUAUUAGACCAUCAGCCUGUUAAGCCAAUGUUACGGCUUAUAAAUAUAUAAAUCUAAAGGAACACGAUUUGAGUUCUGUAGUAUUGUAAAGAAAUAAUGAUAUUCAAAUAACCCUCCUUAGUUUAAAUAUGAAUAUAUAUUAUUUAUUUGGUUUAUUACUACUUCCUCUACUUGGAGGCGUUGUACCACGUUGUGAUCUCUGAACGUCGAAUAAAUAAGAUAACAUUGUCGAAUUAGUCUUUUAUUCGAGACCACUAAAAUUGGAAUCACGUGGUCAAAGACAUCACAAAUAGGCGAUGAUUAUUGAUAAAAUGACGAAAAUAGGGCACCUGAGAGAAUUUCCUCCAGCAAGUACUGAUUGAGUCAUUUUCAAAGCAAGGCUACUAAACUAUUUCUCAGCUAAUGGAAUAAAGAAAGAGACAGGCAAAGUCAGAAUAAAAGCAAUAUUGCUAAAUACAUGUGACGAAAAGUUAUACAAACUUAGUGAGUCCUGCCAAGCCAGAAGAAAGCAGAACGCUUUCUUAAAUACCUGACAGAAAAAGACUUCCGGCAUUAUUCCAAAUAAUGGAAGGUUUGCAUGGAGGAUUUUAGAGAUAGAGAAGGAGUUCAUAUUGAAAUUUACAUUGAGUAGAAAUGUAUGAAUUCAAAAACAGAUAUUUUAUUAUUUAAUGGCCAUACCUCGUAUUGUAAUACAGGAGGGUUUCACAUUUUUUUUAACAGAAUAAAAGGAUUAGUAGAAAUCAAGGUCUAUUUUUCUAUUUAUGAACUUCAACGUUUUUCUAAAUUCUGAUGUCAACUUUCUCGUCCACUACUUACACCGUAAAUUCUUAAGAACAAUUUCCCAAUAUU